This is a messenger RNA of Dunckerocampus dactyliophorus (ringed pipefish), 4895 nucleotides long. Its product is annotated as melatonin receptor type 1B-B-like. Bases 599 to 1696 code for a protein of 365 amino acids. The transcript is spliced from 4 exons. NCBI's taxonomy places the organism in Eukaryota, Metazoa, Chordata, Actinopteri, Syngnathiformes, Syngnathidae. Gene Ontology annotation, cellular component: membrane. Gene Ontology annotation, biological process: G protein-coupled receptor signaling pathway. Gene Ontology annotation, molecular function: melatonin receptor activity. The record is from RefSeq and is a predicted model, not a curated record.
ACCACUGCGCGCCUCACGGGGGGGGGGAUCGAGCUUGUGCACGUGCACGAAAGUGUGUGUAUAUGUGUGUGCGUGGGGGGGAUGCUCCUCCGGAAUCACAUCGCGAGGGCAUGGAGGCGCGUGCGUUGCAGCAGAGGCGUCACAAUGGUUUAGAGAAGAUAUCUCCACGCUCCUCUUUGGCUUUUUGUUACAGCACACAAGAGUUGUCUGACGCAUUUUGGACUCGUCUUUUCUUCCCCCCCCCCCACACACAAAUGGAUGAUGAGAGUCAACGAUGGCAGCCUUCAAGAGGAUCGGAACCCCCCUCAAACAUCUGAGCAGCUCCUCUCAGCCUGAGGGACAUCUAAUGGAGGACUUUUGGUGCAAAUAUGAACAAAGACACUUACCCGUGUAACUUUAUGUAGGUCACACGUGACCCCCUCCCUCCUCAUAUCAAGUGUCUUUGCAACAUUUUAAAAAGCAGCACUUGACGAUCCAGUGGAAGGCACCCACCUUCAUCACCAUCAUCACCUCCACCACGAUGCUCCGCGCCGUACCCACCGACAACGGCGGCACCCGCGGGACAUCGCGCUCACUCGGCGGCCAGUGAAGGCGAGUGAUGCCGGACACGCUGACUGUCCUCCACAACCGCUCGGAGGAGCCGCGGCUGGGCCAGCUGGAGCGGGCGCUUGCCGCGGAGGAGAGCGGCCGCCCCGCCUGGGUCAUCGCCAUCCUGGCCAGCGUUCUGAUCUUCACCACGGUGGUGGACGUACUGGGCAACCUGCUCGUCAUCAUCUCCGUGUUCCGCAACCGAAAGCUGAGGAACUCUGGAAACGUGUUUGUGGUGAGUUUGGCCUUUGCCGACCUUGUGGUGGCAUUCUACCCGUACCCUCUGGUUCUCUACGCUCUCUUCCAUGACGGAUGGGCGCUAGGAAACACUCAAUGCAUGGUCAGCGGUUUCCUCAUGGGCCUGAGCGUCAUCGGCUCCAUCUUCAACAUCACGGGCAUCGCGGUGAACAGAUACUGCUACAUCUGCCACUCUUUCUCCUACAGCCGGCUGUACAGCUACCGCAACACGCUGCUGUUUGUCGCCUUAAUAUGGCUGCUCACCGUGGUGGCCAUCGUGCCCAACUUCUUUGUGGGCUCGCUGCGCUACGACCCCCGCGUCUACUCGUGCACCUUCGCCCAGAAUGUCAGCAGCUCCUACACGGUGGCGGUGGUGGUGGUGCACUUCCUGGUGCCCAUUGCCGUGGUCACCUUCUGCUACCUACGCAUCUGGAUUCUUGUGAUUCAGGUGCGACGUAAAGUCAAGACGGAGGAGAGUCCCCGCCUCCGACCCAGUGACCUCCGCAACUUCAUCACCAUGUUUGUGGUCUUCGUGCUCUUCGCCAUCUGCUGGGCGCCGCUCAACCUAAUCGGCCUGGCAGUGGCCAUCAACCCGUCCCGCGUGGGCCCGCUCAUCCCCGAGUGGCUGUUUGUGGUCAGCUACUUCAUGGCGUACUUCAACAGCUGUCUCAACGCAGUCAUCUAUGGCCUGCUCAACCGCAACUUCAGGAACGAGUACAAGCGUAUCGUCACCUCCGUGUGGGUGACGCGGCUCUUUGUCACGGAGACGUCACGGGCUGCCACCGACGGUCGCAGCCUGCGCAGCAAGCAGUCGCCACCGCCAGCACUCAACAACAACGAGUCGCUCCGGGAUCGCACAAACAAAGACUGAAAAAAAAAAACACACCGAACUAAAUCAUUGUUUUCUUCAAGUGCUCAUUUCGUGAAGACUGCUGAGAGGCUGCAUCCCGGGAGAACUGAGCUGUGGGUCGCGCCUCGCUGCCAUUUCCACGACGACUCCAAAAAAACAAUGUGAAUGCUACAUUAAGACCACAUGACACGUGUGAUGUGCUUUCUCACGUGUGUUUCACUACGACAACUGCAACUUCCAAAGCCUCAAAUUGUCCAACUCGCUUCACUUGAAUGCCACCUUAGUAACAAAAAAUCACAAGAGUUGAUGUCAUGGUGCAAUGUGCUCUCUUGAGAAUUUAGUAGGAAGUGAUUUAAAAAAAAAAAAAACAGCCCCAGAAGCCUUGUAAAAACACGGCGACAUACUGCGCUGAAGACGCUAUAAGAUAUGUCACUUUUCUACUCAUGAUGGUGCACUUUUUUGUAGGAAAUCCUACUAAAUUCUCGCAAGAGCAGCUUCCGGAUGUGCAAACUGUACCAUCCAAUGCUGGCUGGAGUCAGCGCAGCACUCAGAAGGACCAGAAACGUAGUAAUGCUUAGUAAAAACACAAUCAGGAUUUUCCACAAACAAUGUGUGAGCAAACAUGGCACAAACAAACUGCAUGUGGUGUAGCAGGCUGAGGACGCCUCCUGUCUAAAGCAGGGGUGUCCAUACUUUCCCCAGUCAAGGUCACAUCCAGAAAAAUUAAAUGAUGGCGUGGAUCACUUUGACACAUCGUGUACAUUAUAGGUGCUAAAAGCAAUCCAGUAUAGGCCAGUACAGUCAUCAAGGUUAAUUGGUUCCAGAGCCAACCGUGAUAAGUAAAAUUCCACAAAGUAGGAUUCCCUCAGGAAUAUUUUUGUAGUUAGAAAGUUCAGAAUUUGUAGCAUAGAAAAUCUGUUUGCCACCUUCUAAAUACGUUUUUGGCAGAGGCGUGGCCGCACGGUGCUCUAGUGGUUAGCAUGUUGGCCAACACAGUAACAGUCUGGAGAUCGGGAACACCUGGGUUCGAUUCUGCCCUGGGCAUUUCUAUGUGGGGUUUGCAUGUUCUCCCCGUGCGUGCGUGGGUUUUCUCCGGGUACUCGGUUUCCUCUCACAUUUCAAAAUCAUGCAUGUUAGGUUAAUUGGAGACUCUAAAUUGUCCAUAGGUAUGAAUGAAUGUGAGCAUGAAUGGUUGUUGUUCUUUAUAUGUGCCCUGCAAUUGGCUGGCGACCAGCCCAGGGUGUACCCCGCCUGUCGCCCGAAGUCAGCUGGGAUAGGCUCCAGCAUACCCCCGCGACCCUAAAGAGGAGAAACGGUAUAGAAAAUGGAUGGAUGGAACAUUAUUAGAGCCAUCGAGACAUGAAAUAACACCCAUAUAGGCACCUUUACGCUCAUAACCCCCAAUAUGGCAGACAUAAUCAAAGAAAAUAAGACAUAAUACAGACGCAAUCAUGUUAGCAUUGGGAGAGUUCCCUGUUGUUGUUUCCUUUUUUUUUUUUUUACUUACGGGAUUUCCUGGUGGCUAAUUAACAUUACUGACACCUAGUGACUCGUGUAGAAUAUUACAUAUCAACGUGUCUUUCAGUGCAUUUUCUGAAUGUCUUAAAUUUGUAUUCUAGUUCAUUUAAUCAUUUUUAUGCUUGAAACUGCUUAGAGUACGUCAAAAAUCUGUAAAAUUCGCUCAAAGGUGUAUAUUUUUGACUAAUAAUAGGCUGUAGUCAAUCACAGAGCAUCAGGAUCUAUUAAUAAAUAUAUUUUGAAAAAAACGUGAUCGAGUGAAGCCGUGAAAUUUGAAGUGCGGUGUGGCAAGGGACGACUGUACAGUAUAUGCUAGGCAAUCUAUCUAAGUUUUGUGUUUUAGCCGACAAAGCAAAUUUGUAUAAUAUCUAACAAUAUACCUCAUUAAAAUCAAUUUAUUUUAUUUUCAGAACAUGCCAAGGCACGAUAAAAAAAAAGAACUGUGAGCCAAAAAUGGCCGCCGGGACACACUGUGGUCACCCCUGAUUGAAAUGCAUUAUGUCCAUUAGCAAUGUGUGGUGUAGACCCUGCGUAAGAUUGUGUCAAUAAGAUUUCUAAUUAAAGGUAAACAGCAGUGGAUUUAAAGCUACUAAAUAAAUAGGAUUUAACUAUAAAAACACUGCAUUCUAAUCAGCUCAGUCCCCAUUAUGCUGUCAUUCUUUUCAAACUCCUAAAUUCAGGAGUUCAUUGUUUAUUGUUGUAAAAUGCAAUGAUAGUAAUAGUAGUAAUGAUAUCAUGCUCAAUACACUAUAAUAUAAUAAUCUAUAUUACAGAAUGCCAUAUUGCAGAUAGAUUUUAUAUGAAGUAUAUCUUUUCCACUUCAUAGCAGAGGUGUCCAAAGUUCUCUGCAAUUUUUGAAAAAAUUUGCAGCCCGUUGCUCAUCCUAUAAUGGCCCAUUUAAAAAGCAACAUUAACACAGCCGGUAUCAUUAAAGCCCUACUUUAAUUGCCUUUAACUGACUAUCCAAAAAAAAUCUAUGUAAAAAAGUAUGUAUUAUUGUUUUUAUAUGUACAGUAUGUAUUAAUAUAUUUAUUAAUAUUACUGUAUAAUUAUAAAUGCAAGGAAACAAAAAAAAUAACAGGAAAAAUGGGGGGAAAAAAGAGAAAAUCAAUUGUAUAUAUGUACAAUCCAAAAGUUUGGACACACAUUUGCAUUCAAGUUGUUUUCUUUAUUUUCGUGAUUAUUUACAUUGUAGAUUCUCAAAACCAUGAAUGAACACGUGAAAUGAUGUACUUAACAAAAAAGUGUGAAAUAAUUAUUAUAUUUUAGACAUAUAUUUUAUUUAUUUAUUUAUUUAUUUUAUGAUAGCGCAGCAAACCCUUGGUGUUCUCUCAAUGAGAUUCGUGAGGUAGUCACCUGAAAUGGUUUUCACUUCAUAGGUGUGCCUUGUCAGGGUUACUUAGUGGAAUUUCUUGCCUUAUUAAAGGGGUUUUGUUGUGUGUGUCCAAACAUUUGGCCUGUACUGUAUACAGACAUACAGUGUUGUGAAAAAGUGUUUCACCCGUCCUGAUUUAUUUUUUUUUGCUUGUUUGUCACAGUUACAUGUGAAAUAUGAAAUUAAAAUAUUAGUCAAUAUUCGUCAAUGACAACACAACUGAACACAAAGUGCAGUUUUUAAAUGAAACGUUUUAUUAUUGCGGGAGAAAAAAAAUGCAAACAUACAUGGCCCUGAGGGAAAAAGUGAUUGUCCCCUAAACCUAAU